AUGAAUUGUCAUAUCACUCAGAGACAAUCCUCCCUUCGGCUAUGGCGUGCCCGACCUUAUCACCGCCGCAACUCCUCCGCCACCCGGCGGCGCCUUCCUCCUCCUUCUCCACAAAAUUUCCUGUUCUUUUUCCCUCCGCUCUCCCUCCGCUCAUUCUGGUGGAGCCUCGGAGACUCCGCCACUGCUGCGGCGCCGUCUCUCUCGCCGGAGUUGAUAGCGCGGCUGUUAUACAGGACGCCGGCGCCACCGUGUUAGUCGUAGGAGGCGCUUAUGCUCUCGUCUCCACUUUCGAUGGCCUCACUCGCCGCCGCAUCAUCGAGCAGAACCUGAGCAGGAAACUAGUUCACAUAUUGUCGGGUUUGCUCUUCUUGGCGUCGUGGCCAAUCUUUAGCACAUCUAGAGGGGCGCGUUACUUCGCAUCACUCGUUCCUUCCUUGAACUUCUUAAGGCUUGUGAUAAAUGGUCUUUCCUUAACCAAAGACGAAGGGCUCAUAAAAUCCGUUAGUCGGGAGGGAAAGCCCGAGGAAUUGCUUCGCGGCCCACUUUAUUAUGUUCUUGUGUUGAUUUUAUCCGCAAUAUUGUUUUGGCGCGACUCCCCCGUCGGAAUGAUUUCACUCGCAAUGAUGUGUGCUGGUGAUGGUAUUGCCGAUAUCAUGGGACGAAGAUUUGGCGAUCUGAAAAUUCCUUACAAUCCGCAAAAGAGCUUGGUCGGGAGCAUGUCCAUGUUUCUUUUUGGCUUCUUGGUUUCCAUCGGCAUGCUCUACUAUUUUGAGAUGCUCGGGUACGUUCACCUCGAGUGGUUCAAGACGAUUGCAAGGGUUGCGAUCGUCUCGUUGGUCGCAACCAUGGUCGAGUCGCUCCCGAUCACUGGAGUCGUUGACGACAACAUCUCUGUCCCAUUGGCCACCAUGGUAUGUGCAUCGAUUCUUUUUCAUGACUAAAGCUUUUUAUUUGGGGUGUGUUUUUCCGAAACUCGGAAAAGUUUAUCUCAUAAAACAAGGCUAAAUGAUAUAUAUACCCCAAGGGUGUGCUCUUUUUUA
This is a messenger RNA of Andrographis paniculata, 1040 nucleotides long. RefSeq names its product probable phytol kinase 1, chloroplastic. Gene Ontology annotation, cellular component: chloroplast. The coding region runs from base 42 to 941 and encodes 299 amino acids. The transcript has 6 exons. Lineage: Eukaryota; Viridiplantae; Streptophyta; Magnoliopsida; Lamiales; Acanthaceae. Gene Ontology annotation, molecular function: phytol kinase activity. Gene Ontology annotation, biological process: vitamin E biosynthetic process. The record is from RefSeq and is a predicted model, not a curated record.